GCUCCCCGUCUUCUGUGCAUAACUACGGCAGGCCGGGCAACAGCCAUAUCCGGAUACAUGAGCCCUUGCCUCGCGUGUUGCCUCGCGUAAUCUGUCCUCCUCUCCUCACCCCAGACUUCAGGGCCAAUGGCCGACAAGGCGGCGUGGCCACCAGCCCCUCCCAAGGACGAGAACGAGGGUGAGCGCGCGGCACGAUUAGAGGCGGAGCGUGAGGCAAAGCGGAUCAGCGAUGAGAUUGACCGUGCGCUCGAGCAAGAGCGGCAGGAGCUCCGCAAACGUCGACCCCAGACGAAGAUUUUGCUUCUCGGCCAGUCCGAGUCCGGCAAAUCUACCAUGGUCAAGAACUUCCAGCUGUAUUUCUGCCCGACGACGUUCUACGCCGAAGCCGAGGCGUGGCGCGCCGUCAUUCACCUCAACCUCGUGCGCCAUGUCAACCACAUUCUCGAACUCCUGUCUACGUCGGACAGUCCUCCGGGGAAGCAGAUUCCCAAUAAAGACUACCGCGUGCUUCAGAUGCGCCUGUCGCCCCUGAAGCAAGUGGAGCUCAUUCUCACUCGUGCGCUCUCGGCGGAGGCUAGCAAUAGUUCUUCGACCUCGCCAACGGCCGAGAAGUCCACAUGGCGUCCAGAUCGUGUGACAGAGGUGUCCAUUCGUGGGGGUUCCGGCUGGAAGGCGCUGAUGCGGAAACGGCGAGGAUCUAUCGCUCGUUUGCCAACAAUACCAGACGAGGUGGACGAUGCGCGCCGCAUCCUGGACGCAUGCAAGGACGAUGUUGUAGCGCUAUGGAAGGCUCAGGAGCCAGGAAACUUGGAAGACGGCAGUGCUGACCAUGGACGAUAUUUCCUGAACAACGCGGCGCGGGUGUCGGACAUAAAGUACAUACCAACGGCCGACGACAUACUCCGCGCUCGCUUGCGUACACUUGGUGUUGAGGAGUACCGGAUGGCGAUGGAGACAGCAGCAGAGAAGGGUACGGAAUGGGUUUUUUACGACGUCGGAGGUGCACGGAGCCAGCGAGCGGCUUGGGCCUCAUACUUCGAUGACGUGAAUGCGAUGAUCUUCCUGUGCCCUAUAAGUGGGUUCAAUCAGCAGCUGGCGGAGGACGUGUUCGUGAAUCGGCUGGCCGAUUCGAUGGAGCUGUGGAGUACGGUUUGCAAGAGCAAGCUUCUGGCGAACGCCACGUUCAUUCUACUUCUAAACAAGGCCGAUCUGUUAGCUGCCAAGCUGAAGGCCGGCUUGAAAUUUGAAGACUUCGCACCGAGCUAUCGCGGUCGUCCGAACAAAGCUGAAUACGUCGCGGAGUAUCUCCGUGAGCAGAUGAUGGCCACCCAUCGAUUCUCUUCGCCGAAGAAGCGACAGCUACACGUGCACGUAACAUGUGCAAUCGAUACGAAUCUCAUGGGGGUCGUGCUAACGAGCGUCCGGGAUGUCAUCCUCAUUGAUACACUCCAACAUACAACACUCUUGUGAUGCUGGCCAUCCGAGCGUCGUCGUCUGCAGACGAGAUUCUGGGCCGCUCUCAGAAUCUCACCAGUACUUUCCGCCAGCUGCAGCUAUCUUGUGUCUUAUAUCACGACGAUCUUGGUUAUUGCUCUACUUUAUCACUGCUAUUGGAUUUUGUACUCACUCACUAUAACUGUCAGACGUAGUCGGCUGUACGGAUAGUUGUUGCCUCGUCAUCCCCGCAGCAUUUCAUUCACUAGGCUAGAAGCUCCGGAAGGUAGUGCGACCAUUGAGUGCGUCGCGUACUGUAUUGUCAUAUGUCUAUAUCAUCUUAUCG
This is a messenger RNA of Dichomitus squalens LYAD-421 SS1, 1780 nucleotides long. Its product is annotated as G-alpha-domain-containing protein. Gene Ontology annotation, cellular component: heterotrimeric G-protein complex. Bases 127 to 1470 code for a protein of 447 amino acids. The transcript is spliced from 11 exons. The record is from RefSeq and is a predicted model, not a curated record. Gene Ontology annotation, biological process: adenylate cyclase-activating G protein-coupled receptor signaling pathway. NCBI's taxonomy places the organism in Eukaryota, Fungi, Basidiomycota, Agaricomycetes, Polyporales, Polyporaceae. Gene Ontology annotation, molecular function: guanyl nucleotide binding; GTPase activity; G protein-coupled receptor binding.